AUGAUAGUGAAAGAAAGGGUUGAUUUUACUUUGGUGGACAACCACAUGGAAGACUCUGUGACACUUGAAGAGGGUUCUGCCAAUGCAAGCGGCGAUGCCGAGUCGAUUUUUUCCGUUGAGAAGAUUAAAAGUUUUCAGUCUUUGAAGAGUCUUGAUCAGAAGGCUUUGAAAUUUUGGGUUUUGUGGCUCUUGCUUCAUGUGUCACAGAAGAGUGCAGAGGAAAACAUUGGAGACACAUUUGGCUUUAUCGGCUGUUGUGGGAGGCAGAAUAAGGGGGUCUCAGGGGAGGUGGUGGGAGAGAAUAGGAAGUACCAAUUUUUAAUGAGAAACCAAAUACGAGUGGAGAUAGAGAGAAGUACUGGAAUAGUGAUAUAG
This is a messenger RNA of Prunus armeniaca (apricot), 375 nucleotides long. Lineage: Eukaryota; Viridiplantae; Streptophyta; Magnoliopsida; Rosales; Rosaceae. The record is from the annotation of a GenBank genome assembly.